This is a messenger RNA of Candidula unifasciata, 870 nucleotides long. The record is from the annotation of a GenBank genome assembly. NCBI's taxonomy places the organism in Eukaryota, Metazoa, Mollusca, Gastropoda, Stylommatophora, Geomitridae.
AUGGCCGCUCCGGUGACAACACUGGUGGAGGAGGAGGAAAUUAUUCAGUACCUUCAUCCAUACUUGCUCACCUUGAACUAUGAGAAAUAUGCAGUCAAGCUGCUGGUCAUAUUCACAGCCCUGCUAUUGUUUUCUACAUUGUUCUUGGUGUCGUGGAUAAUAUUUUCCCCACUAGCAGCUUUCAGGAGCCUCCGGAUCAAAGAGAAAAUCUUUUGGAAUCUGGCAGUUGUGAGGGCUGUAUUUGGAGUAGCAGCAAGUGUUAUAGGUGCCUGGACCAUAUUCACGCACACAAACUACCACAGAGAUAUUGUCUUCGGACAGACAGCUACAGGCUCAUUCACCAUGAACGCCACCAUUGGAUUCUUCUUGUUUGAAUGUAUCGCUCUGAUUACCUCCGAUAUUAUUUUCCACUCUUUUAGCUGCCUUCUGCAUGUCCAUCACAUGUUUUGCACCAUUGUUGCAGCCGUGGUUACGCUCUCAGAAGCUGGAUACAGCUUGAGCCUGAUGUCCCUUUCCCUGGAGAUGAGCACUCCGUUCUCUGCCGUCUGCUGGAUUCUCUUAAAAUCUGGCAUGGGCAGUACAAAGUACUGGCUAAUUAACCAGAUGAUUCUACUGCAUACAUUUCAUCUGAGGUCUGUAGUCGAGUGCUAUAUAUGGUGGUUGACUUUCAAAGAAUGGAGCAUUAUUUGGAAAAGCAUGCCUUGGAUUACCUUUGUGACCGGUUACACAGCCCUGGCUCUUUUCACUUUUAUCGCUACACCGUACUGGGGUUAUAAGAAAACUCUACAGCUUGCCAAUCCGGUGGACUGGAAUUUUGAAUCAAAUGCAAGGAAUCCUGUACAAAAUGGGCACACAACGAAACUUGAGUAA